CCCCGCCCCGAAGGACACCGAGCCCGCCUUCCGACACAGCUGCGGGGCACAGUCUGGUCAGCGCUUGGGUCCCGCGUGCCUUCAUGCAGGGUAGUACAAGAAGAGCGGGCAUCAUGACUGAUGUCCACCGGCGAUUCCUCCAGCUGAUGAUGACUCAUGGUGUGCUGGAGGAAUGGGACGUUAGGCGCUUGCAGAAGCACUGCUACAAGGUCCAUGACCGCAAUGCUACUAUGGAGAAGUUAGAAGAUUUCAUCAACAACAUUAACAGUGUCUUGGAGUCCCUGUACAUUGAGAUAAAGAAAGGAGUCACAGAAGAUGAUGGGAGGCCCAUUUAUGCGUUGGUGAAUCUUGCUACAACUUCAGUUUCCAAAAUGGCCACGGAUUUUGCAGAGAAUGAACUGGAUCUGUUCAGAAAGGCUCUGGAACUGAUUAUUGACUCAGACACUGGCUUUGCGUCAUCCACAAACAUUUUGAAUCUGGUUGAUCAACUUAAGGGCAAGAAGAUGAGGAAGAAGGAUGCUGAGCAAGUGCUGCAGAAGUUUGUGCAAAACAAGUGGCUGAUUGAGGAAGGAGAGUUUACCCUGCAUGGCCGGGCCAUCCUGGAAAUGGAGCACUACAUCCGGGAGACGUACCCUGAUGCUGUGAAGAUCUGCAACAUCUGCCACAGCCUCCUCAUCCAGGGUCAAAGCUGUGAAACCUGUGGGAUCCGGAUGCACCUACCCUGCGUGGCCAAGUAUUUCCAGUCAAAUUCUGAACCACGCUGCCCCCACUGUAAUGACUACUGGCCCCACCAGGUGCCAGAAGUCUUCGACCCUGAGAAGGAAAGGGAAACUGGCAUCUCCAAGUCAAACAAAAAAGUCCUUGCGGUCCAGGCAGCGUUAGUUGUGCCCGCUGAGGGCUCAUUGCCUGGAGGCCUGCCCGCUGCAGCCCUGUCUGAAAGAGAGGCAUCAGUGUUUCCUGUUCCACGAACCACCUCCCUUUUCUUUACGUUCAUGGUUAAUAUCUUUGGAAUAAAUCGAUCCUAAGGAGUCACUGCCACCUGUGUGUGUGGUCUUGUGCCUCUGUGUAUGAA
Carlito syrichta (Philippine tarsier) is the source of this 1072-nucleotide messenger RNA. RefSeq names its product NSE1 homolog, SMC5-SMC6 complex component (gene NSMCE1). Gene Ontology annotation, biological process: double-strand break repair via homologous recombination; DNA damage tolerance. Gene Ontology annotation, cellular component: nucleus; Smc5-Smc6 complex. The coding region runs from base 84 to 1025 and encodes 313 amino acids. Gene Ontology annotation, molecular function: ubiquitin-protein transferase activity. Lineage: Eukaryota; Metazoa; Chordata; Mammalia; Primates; Tarsiidae. The record is from RefSeq and is a predicted model, not a curated record. The transcript is spliced from 8 exons.